Messenger RNA from Poeciliopsis prolifica (blackstripe livebearer), 1264 nucleotides. RefSeq names its product interferon-induced protein 44-like. The transcript is spliced from 9 exons. Bases 39 to 920 code for a protein of 293 amino acids. Lineage: Eukaryota; Metazoa; Chordata; Actinopteri; Cyprinodontiformes; Poeciliidae. The record is from RefSeq and is a predicted model, not a curated record.
GAUGUUUAUUCAUUUUACAGCGGAGCAGCAGCAACAGGAUGAAUCGAUUUUUGUGGAAAAAUCGACAUUCUGUUGAGGAGCUUGAGUCUGAAAUUCUGGAGGAACCAUGGAGGGAACUAAACUGGGAAGAAAAAGAGAAGAACCUUAAAUAUGUGCAGGAAUACAAACCAGAAAAAGAUGACAUCAAGUACCUCCGAGUCCUUCUUUACGGACCAGUUGGAUCUGGGAAGUCCAGUUUCAUCAACUCUGUCAGUAACGUCAUUCGAGGUCGGAUGUCGAUUCCUGCUUUGGCCAGCGCGACCACGUCUGACCAAAGCUUCACCAAAAAGUACGAGACUCAUAAGUUCAUUAAAGGACGAGGAAGCUCAAAGACAUUUUAUCCUCUGGUCUUCAACGACAUCAUGGGUCUGGAAGAUGGAACCGACAGGGGAGUUCAUGCUGACGACAUCAAACUGGCUUUGGAGGGUCAUGUGAAGGAAGGCCACAAGUUCAACCCAGUUGCUCCAAUAUCUCAGGAUGACCCAGGUUACAACCCGACCCCCUCUGCUGAUGACAAAGUUCAUGUCCUGGUCUGUGUGAUGUCAGCCAACACUCCACAGAUGAAAUCAUCGAUUCUGGAGAAAAUGAAGAGCAUCAGAGAAGCAGCCAGUGAGCUGGGAAUUCCUCAAAUGGCCAUGAUGACGCGUAUAGAUGAAGCCUGCAGUGAAACUCAGAAAGACUUGAGGAAAGUCUACAAGAGCAAGUACCUGAGAAAAAAGAUGAGAGACUUCAGCUCAGCAGUGGGAAUCCCCCUGAACUGCAUCUUCCCUGUGAAGAACUACAGUGAAGAAAUCGACUUGAACGAUGAUAUUGAUAUGUUGAUCCUCAGCGCUCUGAGGAAUAUGAUCAACUUUGGAGACGACUUCAUUGAGAAGAUUUAAACUGAGGAAACAGUUCAUGUGAAGGACCUUAAAUAGCCAUGUAUGCAAAGAGUUUGUACAAAUAUCUUGCUUUGCCUUUUUUUUUUUUUUUUUAGCAAUUUCAGAUAGCAUAAGACGCUGCUAUGCAACAUGAUACAAUGUUAAGCAUGUCUGGCCUUUUGGACUCAGUGGAGUUAGAUGUCAUUUUGAGAUUCAGUAUUCUGUCAGACGUUUUAAUAAACUUCAUUAAUGUUACCUAUUAAACUUGUCGGUUUCAUAACUCUUGGUUUCUAUCCAAAGUAGAGAAGAAACAAAUAGCAAAUGUUUUGCUUUAAUUUGGUAAUGUGAAGAAGCCUGGUUUACAA